Messenger RNA from Tupaia belangeri chinensis (Chinese tree shrew), 2228 nucleotides. It is a transcript of the gene DERPC, whose product is annotated as DERPC proline and glycine rich nuclear protein. Lineage: Eukaryota; Metazoa; Chordata; Mammalia; Scandentia; Tupaiidae. The record is from RefSeq and is a predicted model, not a curated record.
CCAAGCCAAUUAUCACCAACGUCCCCAAGAAAGUAUGAAAGAACCCCGGAUUUUCCCUAGAGAGCGGCCAACUCCUUGGACUCGUGCUCCGCUGCCACCUCGAGGACGGCUCGACAGUUCCCUGGGACCACAGGGUGGUCCUGUUCUGAACACAGGCCACCCACUGGGCGUGAACUCGGAUCCUUUCCUCAUGGCAGCUGGUUCUCUUGGUGGAAAUCUGGCCCCGUUUCCAAGGAACCCAUCACCUUUUCCAACUUCAUCAGGCUCACUGGCUUCAAACCCAGCUCCUUCCAAAACUGGUGCUCGUGACCCAGGCAUGGCUUCUUUUCCAAGAGGGAUGAAUCCCACUGGCACAGGCGCAGUUUCUUUCCCAAGGCCAGGUGGUCUCUUGGGCCCAGGCCCUGGUUCGGGCCCGGGCCCGGGCCCGGGGCUAGGCCUAGGCCCAGGCCCAGGCCCAGGCCCAGGCCCAGGCCUCGGCCCAGCUCUAAACCCAACUCUAAACCCUAGAACAGGGACUCUUCCAGGCCCGGGGCCUCUGUCUAACCCCAGGUUAGGGGGGCUCACAGGACCAGGUCCUAUGUCCAACCCAAGGGCAGGUGGUCUCCUGGGAGCUGGUCCUGACCCCAGAAGUGGGGGACCCAUGGGCCCUGGAUCUGGACCCAAUCUGAGAGCAGGUGUCCUGCUGACCUCUGGGAAUGGUCCUCCCAAUUCUAGGCCAGUUGGCCUGGGCCCUGGACCAAGUCCCAGUCUGAGAUCAGGUUUUUUAGGGACAAACCCUGCCCCUAGGUCAGGUGUGUUUUCAGGCCCAGGCCUUGGUCCUAACCCAAGGGUGGGUGGCCUGGGCCCAGGACUUGGGCCCAACCCAAGGGCAGGUGGCCUGGGCCCAGGCCCUAAUCUAGAUACCAGAGCAGGUGGCCUCUUGGGCACAGGAUCUGGUCUUAACUUAAGAAUGGCUGGACCUCAAGGUCUAGAUCUUGGCCCCAUUCUGAGAGCAGCAGGUCUUUUAGGAGCAAAUUCAGCUUCUUUCUCACAGGCUUCUGGAAACAUGGGCACAAGCCCAUCUUCGAUGGCAAGAGUACCUGGCCCUAUAGGCCCCAACUCGGGUCCCGGCUCUCGGGGCAUUGGCCUUCCAGGGCCAAAUCCAUCUCCCAUGUCAAGAGCUCCUGGUCCUAUAGGUCCUAAUUCAGCUCAUUUUUCAAGACCAGGCUGCCCCAUGGGAGUAAAUGCCAAUCCCUUUCCAAGGGGGACAGGUUCAGGAGGACUAAAUCCAACUGCCUUCUCUCAGUCUUCUGGCACAUUGGCUUCAAACCCAGCUACCUUCCAAAGGUCUGCUGGCCUCCAUGGCUCGAGUCCAGCAGUUUUCCCACGAGCCUCUGGUCCACUAGGCCCCAACCCACCUAACUUCCCAAGGGCCACUGGCCUGCAGGGUCCAAGUCCAACUGCCUUCCCAAGGUCUGCUGGCCCAUUAGGCCCUGGUCAGGUUGCUUUCCCUAGGUCAGCUGCUGGGCACCUGGGUGCUUCUCCAGCAGGCCCUGUGGGUAUCAACCCAGCUCCUUUUGCGAGGCCAGCUGCACCCCUGGGUUUAAACCCAGUUUCUUUUCCAAGGAUGAAUGGCCCUGCAGGCAAGAGUUUGGUCCCGUUUCCUAGAGUGGGGAGCCUUCCUGGUACAAGCCCAGCUGCUUUCCCCAGACCAGGGGGUCCAAUGGCUGCAAUGUAUCCAAAUGGAAUGCUACCCCCGUAAACACCAUUUUUCCCCCCAGGCCACCUUGGUUUCCCAGCACUGUGGUUCUGGGCAGAGUCUGUCUCUUAGGCAAAAGGGUAGAUACGGAGCUAUGGUCUAAACCUAGCUGGGGCUCAAAUUUAAGUGAGCCAGUUUUUUCUUCUGCUUUUUUCUUGACUUAAGGUAAAAUGUCAUUGGUGGGACAUGGACAACGGCAGGUGGGAAUGAUCCUGGUUUGGAGGGUAAGGAUCCCCAGCCUUCUCGAAGCUUGCUGUGUUUUGGUCUCACAGCUUUCUGCCCUUGUUUCUUACUAGUUUCUUGAAUUGUUCUUGUGGACUUUUCCUCAGGGAUACACUGGCCUGCAGGUCCCAAUUCACAUGUAGUCCCCUCCUCACCACUGGAGAAUCGGCUCAUGCGCUCAAGAAACAGGGCAGUGGUGAAUGGACCAUACUUCGUUAGCUCUGACUUGGGCAGCUUGGACCUGGUCAUCCUCUACUGCCACACCCUC